Messenger RNA from Scophthalmus maximus (turbot), 3086 nucleotides. RefSeq names its product bestrophin 1 (gene best1). Gene Ontology annotation, molecular function: chloride channel activity. The record is from RefSeq and is a predicted model, not a curated record. The transcript is spliced from 11 exons. The coding region runs from base 530 to 2704 and encodes 724 amino acids. Lineage: Eukaryota; Metazoa; Chordata; Actinopteri; Pleuronectiformes; Scophthalmidae.
ACCUAAGAUAUAGAAAGGGAAAAAGUCAAAGACUGUAACUUCAGAUCACAUGAAAACUAAAGGUAGAAAGUUCACAGUUAAAAGACCUCACAAGACAAGACGUGACCUCUACAGUGUCUAAACUGUAACUCACAAACGUCUUUCCUCUGUGAAUUCUGCAGAGACAGAGGACAUCAGGCUCUUUUCUUUGCAAGGCGUCAUGCUCAAGGAAUUUGUUUCUUUGAGAUAUCCCGUGUAAACAUAAGUAAAGAUUAACACAUCAAGUGACCGGAGGUGCGGGAGUCCCUCGCUCUCUUUUUCUUUUCCUGCUCUCCUUUUUCAAACACUCUCCCCCCCGGACGCUGCCGACACACAUCUCGAGCCACGGCGAGUACGAUGGCCAGACGUUUUCAUAUUCAGUGAUGUGUGACCACACUGGCCUCAAGGUUGUUCACUGACAUUGAGCUAAGACAAAGAACAGAAACCAACACCUCUGUGGUUUCCUUCAUGUCAGGCCACAGUCAGCCAGCAGGUCGGCCAGCGAGCAGCAAUGACAGUCACGUACUCCCGCAGGGUUGCUGAUGCAGGUCUGGGAACCUUCUUUCACCUGCUCCUGCGAUGGAAAGGCAGCAUUUAUAAACUGCUCUACAGGGAGCUCAUCAUCUUUACGGUGCUCUACUACUUCUUCAGUAUUGUUUAUAGGUUUGUGUUGAGUGAUGACCAGAGGAGGCUGUUUGAGAAGCUGUCGAUAUACUGUGACCGCUACGCAGAGCUCAUCCCCGUGUCCUUCGUGCUGGGCUUCUAUGUGACCUUGGUCGUGUCCCGCUGGUGGGGCCAGUUUGAAAACGUCCCCUGGCCGGACCGCUUGGCAGCAUUAGUGGGUGGUCAUGUUCGUGGCGUUGAUGAGGCCUCCAGGCUGACCCGCCGGACCCUGAUGCGAUACGCCAACCUGUCUGGUGUGCUCAUCUACCGCUCUGUCAGCACCGCGGUCUACAAGAGGUUUCCCACCAUGCAGCAUUUGGUGCAGGCAGGUUUGAUGACGCCGGAGGAGCUGCGGCACCUGGAGGACUUGCCCUCUCCUCACAACAAGUUCUGGGUUCCCUGUAUGUGGUUCGUCAGUCUGGCACUGAGAGCUCGGUCUGAGGGUCGCAUCAACAACGACGUGGCUCUCACUGCCAUUCUCACUGAGUUGAACAGUUUACGGGCAAAGUGUAUGAAGCUGUACGGUUAUGACUGGAUCAGCCUGCCUCUUGUCUAUACUCAGGUGGCGACAGUAGCGGUCUACAGUUUUUUCCUGGCUUGUCUGAUCGGUCGUCAGUUCUUGGAUCCAGUUCAGGGUUACCCCGGUCAUGAUCUGGACUUCUACCUGCCUGUGUUCACCCUGUUGCAGUUCUUCUUCUACGUCGGUUGGCUGAAGGUGGCCGAGCAGCUCAUAAAUCCCUUUGGUGAAGAUGAUGAUGAUUUUGAAACCAACUGGCUUGUUGAUCGCAAUCUGCAGGUGUCCUUGUUGUCUGUGGAUGAGAUGUACGACAGCCUGCCGCUGGUUGAGAGAGACAUGUACUGGAAUGAGUCUAAACCUCAGCCUCCCUAUACUGCUGCCAGUGCUGAACACCGCAAACCCUCCUUCAUGGGCUCAGCCCUGGAUAUCAGUGUUCCCAAGGAGGAGAUGGAGUUUCAGUCCAAUCUGGAGCAGAUCAAAGAACACGAAGAAGCCAACUACUCCACCCCACUGCUCGGAGGGCUGGGUCGUCUCCUUGGUGUUCAGUCCCCGAACUUCCCUCGCUCCUCCCGGGUCCCUCUGCUGCGCCGGCGCCCUGGAGCUCCCCUAAGCCGCUUCCCUUUCUACCUGCAUCCAGAGGCUCCAUCGACUCCGAGUCACGUCCGCCAGCCUUUGAACCAGGAGCGAGAUCCAGACUAUGCCUUCUCCACAAUGCCCCUGUACGAGAGACCAGGUUUCUACAGCUGCCCACAAACGCCCAUCCACUGCGUGCCCCCUGCUGUGCCUCGCCCUCGACCCGCCCGGAGAACCCAAAAUGAGUGGGACCGCAGCUGUAGCUCCCUGGCCCCACCAAUGGUGGGCUCACAACUGCUGCCUCCUGACACCCCCGGACCCCAUGUCCCCCAACCUCCAUCGUCUGCUUUCCCCUGGUUGAGUGAAGAUGGUGAGGGUGCCCCGACCUUCUCCUUCCCUGACCCUCCACCUGAACUCUGCCCAAUAUCUAAACUCAGACCAGGACACGGCCUCCUGUCCCGCCGGCCUCCCCCUCCUCGCCUUACUCUGGACAACCUCCCAACAUCCGACAGCCAUUCCGGACCUGCGAGUGCUCGGACAGCAGGAAGCGGAGGGGAACGGGUGUUCUCAUUCACUCCUCCCUCUCGAACAGCCACGGCAAAUCCCAGUAAUCCCAACAGCAGCUCUAGCAGCAUUAAUGCAACAAGCACCAACAGCGCUGGCACAACAGGAAGUCUAUGGGACGGUACAAGUCACACUAAUUAUAGUAACAAUGGAAACUUCAGCGCCAACAUGAGGGCAAGCAACGGAGGCGCCAACGGUGGGCUUAGCAACAACAUGAACACAGUUCCCACUUCAGCAUCUUCACAACAAGAAACCAAUCAGCAAAACUCGCCAAAUGACUCCGGGAUCUCCCUGGCUGAAGGAGACCUGCUGGCUGUCCUGGUGGAUGGUGGCGUGAACAAAGCGACAAAAGGGAGGGAACAGGACUGAGAAAGAAGGCCUGACUCUGUUUUUGUACUACUGACCUAUGUAACAUCAGAAAUGCGUUACAAUCAUCUGGAGCCCUUCACACUAGUGAAAAGUGUUUGUUGCAUUAACACUGAGUUAAUCUCUACUUCCUGGCAAACUCUUACAGAACAAUUAACUGGCUUGCAAUGCAAAAAGCACCUUAUGAAAUUAAACCGUCAACAUGUGAAGGAACAAUAACAAAUACUUUCCAGAUUCCUUUUACAGUCAGUGACAAGAAACCAAAACGUAUUUACUCUUAAAAAGCAGUUUCCAUCAGUGUCUGCUUUGACUAAUACUUAUCACGUUUAUGCUUGUUUUGUCAUUUUAACAAGAUUUUUUUUCAAUAAAGAAAAUUAAAAACUUU